AUGGGACGUCCGACGUCUGGGGGCGUGCAGAUGCAACAGCCCAAGCUCCGCAAGGGGCUGUGGUCGCCCGAGGAAGACGAGAAGCUCUACAGCCACAUCCUCCGGUACGGCGUCGGCUGCUGGAGCUCCGUCCCCAGGCUCGCCGGGCUGCACCGCUGCGGCAAGAGCUGCCGCCUCCGCUGGCUCAACUACCUCCGCCCCGACCUCAAGCGCGGCACCUUCUCGCAGGAGGAGGAGGACCACAUCGUGGCGCUCCACCAGAUCCUAGGCAACAGGUGGUCUCAGAUCGCGUCGCACCUGCCGGGCCGGACGGACAACGAGAUCAAGAACUUCUGGAACAGCUGCAUCAAGAAGAAGCUCCGCAAGCAAGGCAUCGACCCCGCCACGCACAAGCCCAUGGCCGCCGGCAUGAUCACGGCGGCCACCGCAGCAUUGCCUGACGCGGAAGCGGUUGACCGUAAGCCCCUUGCCGCGGCGGCCGACGGCAGCCUCGCUCCGAAGCAAUCGCCGGAGUUUGACCCGUUCCCGGUGUGCGCCGACUACGGCGGCGGGUUCGCCGGCGACCUCGGGGCCGCGAACGCGACCGCACUGUACGUCCAGUUCGGCGACUGCAAAGACGGCGCGCACGGCGACACAGGGUUCGGCGCGGCGGACUACAGCUGCGUGCUGGACGUGUCGGAGAACCUGGGCUACGGGGAGAGCUCGAGCAACAGCAGCAACUGGAACUACGGCGGCGAGGUGGGCAGCGUGCUCGACGGCGAGGUGCUGCACUGGGCAAAGGCGGAGAUGGAGCGGCAGCACGACGAGCCGCCGGAGCACAAGUUCGCGCUGCCCUGCCAAGAACAGAGCCUCCUCGCAAAUUUCGAGUUCAAUUUGGAACAAUACUUCUGA
This is a messenger RNA of Triticum turgidum subsp. durum (durum wheat), 891 nucleotides long. NCBI's taxonomy places the organism in Eukaryota, Viridiplantae, Streptophyta, Magnoliopsida, Poales, Poaceae. The record is from the annotation of a GenBank genome assembly.